GCCGUUAAGUUUCCCUCACAAGGAUGAUUGUGUUCUUUUUUUCAUCGGUGGACAUCUUGGAUGCAUCCAUGUCAGAAACCCACCGAGGGGACAUACAGAGGGGUGCGCGUGAUACUGGCCACAGAUAAAUGGGUUACUUCUGUCGCGGUGGGGCUUCCUCUGCUUCUCAUCUCCUUUGCCAAGGAAGUGUCCAAGAUUCACAGAUUAGCUGUUUCCCGCCCGCUAACUUCACCCCGCGCCAGGCACUGUACGUCGAUUCUUUCUGCUGGGUUGCUGCUGGAUGGCAAAGUACAGAGAACGGCUACCCUCUGUUGCUGCAUAAGUACUUUCCUUACAUUCUUCUGUUGCUGGCUGUGGUCGUGUACAUUCCCACGCUGUUCUGGCGCUUCACUGCUGCUCCUCAGCUCUCCUCGGACCUCGGCUUCAUCAUGGAGGAGCUGGAGCACUGCUACAACCACGUGAUUCUCCUCGCCUCCAGCGACCCCGACGCCCAGAAAACCGCCAAGGAUUUCUGCAGUAAUCUGCAGGAGGCGGAGGGCUGUGUGAAGUACCCUUUGGCGGAACAGUUUCUGUUAAAAAAAAGGGAAACAUACGCACUGGCGUGGAAGUACCUGCUAUUUCUGCUUCUCACGCUAUCCACGUUAAUCCUGGCUUGCAGCUUUCUGCUGUACUACAUCUUCAACCUGUCUCAGAUUGACCACUUCUCCUGUGAAUUGCACACUGGUGUUGUCCUGAAUCGGAGCGCGUACCCUCCGGUGCCAUGUAAGCUGGUGUCCGUGGGCGUGUUCCAAGUCUUCAGCUGCGUUAAUGUCUGUGUGUACAUGAUCCUCCUCGUGUUUUUAGUGAUCCACACAGCAUGCCUAUGUGCCUGGCCGAGGCAGCAAAGGCAGUUGCUACAACCAUACGAGCGCCUGCCUGCCUUCAGCUGCGCCCAGGGCCUGUCUGACAACUUUAGCCGCUUUGAGGAUCUCAGCAUCUACCUGCUGUUCCUAGAGGAGAACCUGAGUGAGCUCAAGAGCUUUAAAUAUGUGCAGGUAUUGGACUCACUGAUUGUGGGAGAGACUGCUGGCUAUUCUGUCCUGCUGGGCCACUUGAGCCCUCUUGGACAAUUGAGGACCACCACCAGUGGGGUGGAGAAAAAGUGAAAGCCUGAGGGUCAGAUGAAGCAGUGGUGCUCAGUCUGUCUUUUAGUGUUCCCCUGAAAGCCUCAGACUCCUGUUCUUGUCUUACGGGUGUGGAACCUGAUGUAGUCUACUGCUGUUGUAGUUCAUCCACCUCAAUGUUUGAUGUGUUUUGCAUUAUGAGAUGCUUUUCUGCUCACGACAGUUGUAAAGUGUGAUUGAGUUAAUACAGAUUUCCUGUCAGCUCAAACCAGUCUGCUCAUUCUCCUCUGAUCUCUCUCAUCAACAUGGUGUUUCAGCGUGUAGGCCCUCCACUGACGGGAUGUUUUUUGGUUUUCGCACCACUCUGUGUAAACUCUAGAGACUGCCGUGAGUGAAAAUCCCAUGAGAUCAGCAGUUUCUGAAAAACUCAAAGCAGACCAGCACCAACAAACAUGCCAUGGUUAAAGACAUAGAGAUCACACUGCCACAAGGUGGAUAUUUCUGCCCAGUGUUCGAGUUUCGUAGUUCUUUGCGUCUGAAGAGCAAGAGGUCUAGUAGUGUUUUGAAUAAACAUGAACAUGUUAAACUCUUAUCCAAGACUGGAACAUAAUCAACCCAAGAUGAUGUCUGGGCGAGGGAGGAAAUAUAGAAAAGUGCUUGAGUGUUUUAUCAAGUGUUUUAACCGCUUAAACGACGGUUUGUUGGCACAUGCAUUAACUUUCAUUCGUUUGAUUUUGUUUAGUAUUUUGCUGUAUAAGAAAUAAACUGUGAUGGGGUGGUUUUGUUAUGGUUACUAUUUUACCACCCUGAUGUUUAUUUUUUUCUUCCCACAACUGCAAUUUUUGAUUAAAAAAUGUUAUAUUGCAGAACGACUGAAACCUGUUCACAUACGUUAUAGCAGCUAUGAAUGGUUGUUCCUUCACCCGCUGCCUUUUUCUUUUGAAAGUCAUAAAACAAAUCUGCAAGGCUUACACUCCUCUAUCCUGACUGACACUGGAGACUCCUUCCAUAGGAAUUAAAAUAAUAGUAUCCUACAUAAGUGUUUUUCUUUGUUGUAAA
Molecule: messenger RNA, 2162 nt
Organism: Ictalurus furcatus (blue catfish)
Lineage: Eukaryota; Metazoa; Chordata; Actinopteri; Siluriformes; Ictaluridae
Product: pannexin-1-like
Exons: 7
Coding region: 129-1145 (338 amino acids)
Biological process (GO): positive regulation of interleukin-1 production; monoatomic cation transport
Molecular function (GO): channel activity
Source: RefSeq, a predicted model, not a curated record